This is a messenger RNA of Phragmites australis (common reed), 3697 nucleotides long. RefSeq names its product ferritin-like catalase Nec2. The record is from RefSeq and is a predicted model, not a curated record. Lineage: Eukaryota; Viridiplantae; Streptophyta; Magnoliopsida; Poales; Poaceae. The coding region runs from base 2420 to 3463 and encodes 347 amino acids. The transcript is spliced from 4 exons.
UCACUACGACCUUUCCGUUCUCAGAGCGCUGGGAUUCGCUUGCGAACGGCCUCGCGAGUGACGCGGCCACGGCAGCCGGCGGCGGCGAUGGCGGUACGCGUGUGCAGAGCCUUGCCCGCCUCCCUCUCCUCUGCACCCCACCCUAUCCGCUGCCUCCCACUCCGACAUCCACCUCUCCCCCUCCCCGGCAGGUUCAAGGACGCGUCGAGGUUUGCGUGGCCGUCGGCCACCGCCCUCCUCGUCGACCAUGUCUUCGUCAACGCCUACUCCCUGCCACACACCGGAACGGACCUUCCGCGCUUCUCGCGCCCCACCACGUACGAUAUGAUCAUAGAUUCAGAGAUUAGAAGAAUGGUGUUUGAAUUGGAUGCACAUUCCGGGCAGUGCAUAUGUGCAGUACAGCUUUCCUGCCAUUGCUAUAAGAAGAUUGUGACGUACAUCAUUUUCUUUCGUUGAGUCGUGUAGUCUAGUUGAAACAUGUGAAUGGAUCAUGUGAUCCGAUUAAUGUUGAUGCUAAGCGGGGAACAAAUAUGAAUGAUUUUCACAAGAUAAGAUAGUAUGCAGGCGUGGUAUUUAUUUGAAGGAUGUGCUGCUGAAACUUCAAUUGCUUUUGACAGUGACGCUUUUGUUCUGUAACUCCGAUAUUGCUGUGUUAGUAAGAUUCGGUGCUAUAAACCUUUUGCGCUAAAAGCAGUUAAAUGUUUCGGUUUUAGCUGAUCAAUGUGUUAGUCACGAAUGUAUUUGAAAUUUUGAAGUAGGAAAACGAAAGAUGGGCAGCCCACAUUCCAAAAAAAAAAAAAAAAAUCCUUUUGAUGAGAUAACUGCUACUGGUUUUUGGUGGGUUUAGUAAACAUUCAACAAACUCAAAGUUUUGUAAGCUCUUGAUGUUGUACAAGAAAACAAAAUCUAAUAUUUUGGUUAGCACUUUCAGAUGGUACAAAUGCGACACAGUAAUCUUCAUUUUAUCACCCUUCUUCAGUUGAAAAUUCGAACUGAAACUCUAUCUAUGUUUCAUUUUGAUGGAGUGCAUGUUUAGCGUGACUCCCUUCUUUACCCAAGUUGAUGAACUUGCACAUCAAGAUUUUUUUUAAAAAAAAUAUUAAGGUAGAGAAUAUCAACUACCUUGUGAUAUACAAUUUUCAAACGCAGUUUGUUAGUCAUAUAUCUUCUUUACCAAUCAGAAGUUACUUGGAAAUUUGACUUGUAGAUCAUGUAGAUGACACGCAGAGAUUCAUACAUAUGGGAAUGGACGUUAAACAAAUUCAUUUUCUUCCAAUUAGUCUGUGCAACAUAUUAUUUUCACAUCAAAGGAAUAGAUUAUUGCCUUCUGGUGCUUGCUGUGCUGCAAGCAUCUAAUGGUUAAUUAGGGGCAACUUGGAAGACUGAAGAAAGGGAAUGAUUUGGCUGUUUAUCAGGGUAAUUUGCUACGGUAUUUUCUUAGGCUACAAGCAUAUAAUGAAAACAUUUAAGAUUUGCUCUACCUAUACAUGCGCAACAUGCAAGCAUUUUAAAAGAAACAGCACAUCACAAAAUGUACAUGUAAAAUGUUUUACCGACUACUUGCUGAAAAUGGAGGCUAACAACGACUAAGCGAGACAAAUUCAUGGCUUACAAUUUAAUUCAGCAUUGUAACCUUCAAGUAAAAAUCCCCCAGUGGAGAAAGGAUAUACUCCAGUUGUUUUGCACGUCUUGAAACUAAACCAUAUGAUCAUGAAUCUGGUUCGUGUUCAAUAGCGUGAAAAAUUCAGUCAGCAAGUUAGCUGCUGCAUGUUGCUGGAAUUGUAGGCAUGGUUGUCAAAUAUAUGAAGAAAUCUAAUAAAGGAAAGGGCAAUCCCCAUUAGGGACUGCAAAUAAGGAAUGUUUGCAUUCUCUGGACAUCUUGACAACAACCAAUCAAUUUUGAUGUCUAAUGCGCAGUAGGUCAUUUAGGUACGGCAUUUGUGCCAGUAGUUAUACCAGGAUACAUAAACUGAAGGACUAGAAGCCAUAUGUAGCCAUCAUCAUCAUAUGUGAAGCAAAUCUGACAAACUGACCUGACCUAUGAAUAAACGAGAAUCUAAUGAUGAAUGCCCUAUCUGCCUUCCACCUAGCAGUAGCGUAAUCCAAGAUGAAGAAAGUUGUUAGGUUGCAAUUCCAUGGCAGUCCAAUUUCAAUUCCAAUACCUGUGCAGAAAGUGAUUUCUCUGAGGUACACAUUUGGAACUUAAUGGAUUACUUUUCGGAUACAACAAGUAAUCUUUUUCUAGCUAGAACGGUAGCUGAGAACGGUAGCUGGCUGCUCGUUUCAGGAAGGAAGAGAAUAGCAGCCGCCGGAUGACUGGAAGCUACCCUUUGCACUAUAAAUCUGGGAAGCAACAGACUGUUAACCCCCCCCCCCCCCAAGACCAGCAGUUUCAUGCUAAAGCUUCAGCUAGAACAUCAUGGCAUCGUCGCAUGCCUGCUCUCCUUUCCUGCUCUUGCUACUCCUAUCAUGUUGUUGCAGUGCGGCAUCGCCUGGCGGCCAGCCCGUCGACCCUACCUGUCCUCCGACGCGGCCAGCGGCGAUGGCUCUGUCCUCCAACUACGGUGAAGCUCAGUGCCAACCGCCGGCUCCGCACAUUCCGGUUCCUGUGUUCCCCUACGACGUUGACCCGGUGCAGUUUGCGCUGAACCUGGAGUACACCGAGGCCGAGUUCUUCCUGCACGCGGCGUUCGCCGUGGGGCUCGACCAGAUCGAGCCGAAGAUGGCGCUGGGCGGACCGCCGCCGGUGGGCGCCAGGAAGGCCAACCUCGACGAGGUGACGUGGCGCGUCAUUGCGGAGUUUGGCCUCCAGGAAGUUGGGCACAUCAGGGCCAUCCAGAGGACAGUUGGCGGGAUUCCUCGGCCGUUGAUAGACCUCAGUGCCCACAACUUCGCAAGGGUGAUGGACGAGGCGUUUGGGUACCAUCUGAACCCUCCCUUCGACCCCUACAUCGACAGCCUCAGCUUCCUGCUGGCCUCCUACGUGAUCCCCUACCUGGGCAUCAACGGCUACGUCGGCACCAACCCCAUCAUCGACGGCUACGAGACCAAGCGGCUUGUCGCAGGGCUGCUGGGCGUGGAAGCGGCCCAGGACGCGGUGUUCCGCGGGCUCCUCUUCGAGCGUCUCGGCGAGCGCGUGCCGCCGUACGGGAACAUCACGGUGGCCGAGUUCACGGACCGCGUGUCGGCGCUGCGCAACCGGCUGGGGCAGUGCGGGGUGAAGGAUGAGGGGCUCACCGUGCCCCGGGAGCUCGGCGCCGAGAGCGCCAUCUGCACCAACGUGCUCUCCGCCAACAAGGACUCGCUCUCCUACGCCCGGACGCCGGCCGAGCUGCUCAGGAUCCUGUACCUCACCGGCGACGAGCAUGUGCCCGGCGGGUUCUACCCCGAGGGCGCCAACGGGAGGAUCGCCCGGUCGUUUCUUGGCAAACAGCAUGGUGCUGACGAGAAGCCUGAAAACUAGCGAGCUGCAAAGGCCUUGUGGUGGCUUCAUGGUAUCGACGAUGUAAUAUACUGAUAUAUGUUUAUAGGAGUGAUGUAUUGGAGCUCAAUUGCCCUGCUUACGUUUGCAUGCUCAGCGCUUGGAAUAAAAUGCAGGAAUAAAGUCUGAAUGCUGGAGCCGUAGUAUAUCUGAAUUCGUAACAUCUACCGAUUACUUGUAGUGCAUUAUUCUCUAUGGAAUAUACUGUUCAAUUGU